Aspergillus ibericus CBS 121593 is the source of this 1110-nucleotide messenger RNA. RefSeq names its product signal peptidase complex subunit SPC3. Lineage: Eukaryota; Fungi; Ascomycota; Eurotiomycetes; Eurotiales; Aspergillaceae. Bases 163 to 933 code for a protein of 256 amino acids. Gene Ontology annotation, cellular component: signal peptidase complex; membrane. The record is from RefSeq and is a predicted model, not a curated record. The transcript is spliced from 3 exons. Gene Ontology annotation, biological process: protein targeting to ER.
AUCCAUCAUCCCAGCCGGUUGUUUUGUCUAUCAGCCCAGGGUCCGCACACUACACGUCUGGGAGAUUCGGUCUCCGUUUCUUUCCCUCUUUAUUCCUAUCCUAGCAUUCUCCGUCACCAUCACCCAUUGAAAAGUCAAAGGGGGACAGGAAAAAGAGGAAAGAUGCACUCAGCUCUCAAUCGCGCGCAAGCCGUGUUCGGCUUCUUCACGACCGUCGCGCUCUUCGUCGCCGGUCUGGCGGCCCUCUCGGUGCUGCUUUAUCCGACGGAUGGGAUUACGUCGAGUGUGAAAUUGCGCGAUGUGAAGGUCACAAAAGGCCGUCCGCACUACUACAGCACCAAGAAAGAAGAAUACGCGACGAUGCGCUUCGAUUUGGACGCUGACCUCUCCCCCCUCUUCACCUGGAACACCAAACAACUCUUCGUCUACAUCUACGCCACCUACCCCACGGAUCCCACCACCAACAGCACCAGCACCUCCAACUCCGUAAUCUGGGACACGAUCAUCCCGGCCCCCGAAUCGCCUUACUCGUUUGAUGCCCUCCGGGAACGGUUCUUCCCCGCUAAGUCCACCACCAGUAAUAAGAAUAAGCGGACGGCGAAGAAGUCCAGUAGUAAAGGGAAGGCGGGUAAUGGCAAGAAGGGUGCGGCGGCGGCGCCAGGGGUCCUUAAGUUGCGGGAUCAGAAGGCAAAGUACUCGAUCGGGGAUGUGUCGGGGAAGAUGGCGGAGCGGGAGAAUGUCACUCUGUCCGUGGGGUGGAAUGUGCAGCCUUGGGUGGGUGCGUUGUGGUGGAGUCCGGGGUCGGGUAGUGUGCCUAGGACGGAGGGGGGUGUUGGGACGAGUAAGGCGUUUGGGUUGCCUGCGUUGAAGAGUCGGGCAGCUGCUGCUUCGGGUUCUGGUUCGACUGGGGCUGGAGCUGGGGCCAAGGCGUGAGAUGUGGUGUUGUGUUUAGUGGGAAUUGAUUGAUUGCAUUGGAUUUGGGUGUUGCGAUGGAUUGUAGGUUUGUCUUUUUUUCAUUUCCUUUUACUUUUGGGCUGGGUCAUAAGAGGUAAACAUAAACAUAAACACAACAAGUGAGCCUCAACUCCAUUCUCGGUAUCCAUACUAGUC